AUCCAUUUUGACAAAAAGAAAUUUAUAUUUUAAAUGAAAUAACGUUAGUGUAACAAGAUGGUAUGUGUAAAAUGUAAGUAAGAUAAUUAUGGAUGGUUAUAUCAGUAAGGAAGAUUUCAAAAGAUGUUGUUAUGAUAUUUGCACAAUAAGUAUGAAAUUCCAAGACAAUUUUGUGCUGCGAACAAGCAAGGAUGGAGAUUGUUAUAUGGUAAGGAAAUCCAUUAAAAAAGUAGAUCUUGAAAAUGAAGAAACAGUUCUUACGGAUUUUGAAGAAUCAUUUGAGUGUCAGUCUAUCACUUCAAGUAAAUGUUGUGCAAUUACAUUUGAGCACCAUAUCCUUUAUAGUGAAAGUUUUAAUGUCCCGGUGCUGUAUUUUGUUGCUUAUUGUCAUGAUGGAAGUAUGCUUUCUUUGGAAUCUAUAUGGAAUCUGGUACCAAGACAGCACCAACACGCAUUGCUUGAGAAAUGGUCUUUUAUAAGUCAACAGGAACAUCCUGAACUGGGAUGCAUAUAUUACCAUUUACAUCCAUGUCACACUAGUACCUUGAUGAAAAAUUUUGUGUGCAAUCAUAGUAUUAAAGAAAAAUUUAAAAACUACGUUUUAACUUGGUUGAGUGCAGUUGGCCCUGUCGCAUGUUUAGAUUUAGAAUUAGAAUAUUUCAAAUAAUUCGCUCAUAACUAAUAGUUUUCAAAAAAUAGACAAUUUUAUCUUUGUAAAUCUUCUCGAAUAUUAAAACAAUACUUGGUGGUGCUUUCACAUAUUCCAUGCGUGUUAUUUGGGGAUGCUUCCACUAUGUUUCUGCUACGUAGCUACUUGAAUUUUAUAUUGUAGCUUUAUGUGUUUAUUAUUAUACGUUUGUAUACCUAUUUUUAGCACGGUUCACUUAUAAACCAAAAACAUUUGGUUAGUACUA
Molecule: messenger RNA, 914 nt
Organism: Hydra vulgaris (swiftwater hydra)
Lineage: Eukaryota; Metazoa; Cnidaria; Hydrozoa; Anthoathecata; Hydridae
Product: ubiquitin-like-conjugating enzyme ATG10
Biological process (GO): protein modification by small protein conjugation; protein lipidation; macroautophagy
Cellular component (GO): intracellular anatomical structure
Molecular function (GO): Atg12 transferase activity
Source: RefSeq, a predicted model, not a curated record